AGAACAGGAAAUUCUGUUAUUUAAACAAACGGGAGUCUUCUUGGAUGUUUGAAAUAGAAUAUAAAAGCUUUUAACGAGCUAAUUGUCCGUUUCACAUGUCAGUCGCUGUUGGAGAACAGUAUGUGAAACCCUUCAGGGUUCCCGGGUAUGCAGGUUAUGUUCCGGGCUUGAAAUAUUCCUUUGGACACACUUAUGGUUAUUCUGAAAGCCGCUUAUUCAAAUUACAACAUCCUGAGUUGCACCUCGGGACCCCACCUGAAAAAUUAACACCCUACCAGCCCCCUUUAAGAGAUUGUUCAAUCCGAAAAGUCGAUGAUCCUUGCCUUCAAAGAAAUGGCGUCCACCAGAAAAUAUCGAAGGCUGAUGAAGAGCCGAGACGCGUCCAAUUUCCGGACGGGUCGAAUCAACAAGAUCUGGUCCAAGGGUGUAUGGAUGUUAUAGAUCCGUCCAAUCUUGAAGAUUCCUUCAAUCAGAAACAAAAUGCCGCCAUCCAGUGCAACCUUGAAGAAACUUUGGCGAAAGACGAAGAAAGAGAAGGGUUACGAAGUGCUGCAACCCAGUGGAGCGACCAAGAAGCCCACAGGAAAAAAAGAUAUAGUGCUGCAACUCAGUGGUCGCCUAUUGAUUUUUCUGCUUUGAAGUCUAUCCCAGGGUAUACUGGGCAUUUACCAGGACGACAUUAUGUCAAUCCCGGCAAAACAUUUUGUCAAGAAGUGGAUGCCCUUCUUACAACAUUCCAUCCAAAAUCAAAAGAAGUUAUACCUCUAUCUAGGUACAACUUCACUUCAGCGCUACAACAAAAGCCCGAAAGACCACCGGAAGAAAAAAACGAUCCAUACUUUGAUAACAGACCUCCUUCUACUUAUGCUAACAAUUAUCCUAUUCCAGGAUACCAAGGGUUUGUUCCUCGAGUAAGGACCUCCACUUCUUCAUUGGGUAUACGUUAUAUAAAAGCUGUCGAGAAAAGCCUCCAUGACCUUCAUGAGCAGAAACAAAAACAACAGCAACAAGAAAGUAAUCCUGAAGAUGAAAACUUAAAUUCUCCCAAGAAACUUCUAGAUAAAAGACCUCUUCAUACUCCAAGACAUAAGCCCCAUCCAAGACAGCAGGCACUUGAAGAAGAAGACUGGAGACUGAUUUACAAAAAACCUCCAUCCACAUAUCUUGAAAAUACCAAAACGUUCAUUCCAGGUUACAAAGGGUUUGUUCCUCAUCUUAGAUGUUCUCCUAACGCUGUUGGUAUCCGCUACAGCAAAGCAGCGCAAAGAUGUCUUCUGAAAUCCCUCCCAAAGCCUAAAUCUAAUAUGGAGCCACUGACUUACGAAAAUAAAGAUGGUAAUCCUGAGCAAUAAGAGAGUUCGAACCAACAUAUUGAACAGAAGAAUGGGCAUAGAGGUGAAGAUAAGGAAAAUGAAUUUGGAAAUGGGAAUGGAGAUAUUGAAAAUAAUAAUGAAGAUGCAAAUGUUGAACCUCAUAAUGACUUUGAUCAUAUUGACCAUGAAGAAGAUAAUAACAUUGAAAUUAAUAAUGCAGAAGCUUCAAAAAUGAACUCAUUGGAACAUAAUCGUCUUCAACGUCAUGCUUCAUCAGAAAGACACUACAGGCAGCAACAUAAAGAUUAUAUAAAAGAUAGAAAGCCCUCAACUUAUAGAGGUGAUGAAAGAUAUCCAAUACCAGAAUAUCAAGGAUUUGCUCCACGGUUGAGAGACUCUCCUACAAAGUUAGGGCUUCGUUAUACAAAAGCUGCUCUAAAAACUUUGGAGGAUGUACAUAGAAUGCAAGCAAGAAAGGAAUGAAUAUUUAAAAGAUUUUCAACAAGAAUUAUAAAUAUAAUACUUACUGUCGAUGACAAAUCAAGUUGAUAGUAUUUGGAAAGUUAUGAACAGUCAUAUUACAGGUGAAUAUAUGAUAUUCUUUAUAAUUUUCUAUGUGUUUGAGUUUUCUCUAGGAAGAAUCUACUAAAAUUAAAAACUUUUGUUUCGAAGUUAGUCAGUAAUGUUUGAAAUUCAACUUCCUUAAAAUAUAAUAAUUAGUUUUUAACACAAGACAGUUCGGAAUAACUAUUCGACAAUUAACAGAAAAGUUAGGAAUACUAAACAAAAGAAUAAAAACUUUAAAAGUGGGAUCGCACAGGUAAGUGUAAUCACAAGACAGAUCAUUGUGACAUCGACAAAUCAUUGUGCCCGUAAAGUAGGCUGAUUUUCCAGAGAGGGCAAGUAUAUUUCAAAAAUCAACAUAAAUUUUCCGAGGGACAGUAUGGUCAAUGAGCAUAGAUCAAAAACCCCUUAGCAGCAAGGCAACAUUUUAGCAUCAAAUUUAGAUAAACAUAGUGAGAAAAUGUUGGCAUAUUCCUUCUGCCAAUACAGCUCAAAGUGCGAACCAUUUGAAUAUUCUCAGAGAAAGUUUCCCCUAAGUUACUUUACAGCAACUAUUUUGCCGAAACAUGGAAUUCUGUAACAUCUGGUGCUCUGUUGUCUUCACUAAUUCACCACAAAAUGACUUUAUACGAUCGGUAAGAUGACGGCUUAGGAUCACAUAUUCCUUCGUAAAACUAAUCAGCAUUGUAUACCUACCUUCAUACGAAUUAUUUUGAAUCACCUUGUAUAUUACAUUCACAUUCAUGAUUAUUUAUUAGAUGUUAUGAUAUGCCAAGUGUCCAUCCAUAUACUAUCAACUUGAGUUGCCACCGAACUAUUAUAAUUAUUAUUUUUUACGGGAAAAUAUAAUUUGUGAAAAAAAUAAGAAAAAUGACGUCUGUGUGAAAUGUUUUAUAAACGAUUAUUAAUAACAUCGACAUUACAAUGAGAUAUGCAUUCCAGUUUCUUUCGAUCACAUAUUCAAAUAAUAAAUAUUAUUAA
Molecule: messenger RNA, 2858 nt
Organism: Argiope bruennichi
Lineage: Eukaryota; Metazoa; Arthropoda; Arachnida; Araneae; Araneidae
Exons: 4
Coding region: 96-1352 (418 amino acids)
Source: RefSeq, a predicted model, not a curated record